GGCGGAAGGGGUUAAUAUCCAAUCAAUACAGAUCAGGAUCAUUGACCUCAUGGAGAAGAUGAAGGACCCUCAAACUGGCUCAGAGCUAUUUACCAAAAAUAGCAAAAACUACUUGGUCCAUAUGGAAGAUGAGGAACGACAAGUUGUGUUCAAUCAGUGCGAUCCUAAUCCUCUAGCAGUACUCUAUCGAGCCAAAAAUUUAUGGGGCGGGAAUAUUGUUUCGUACAAAGGCUUAGGCAAGAGACACAAGGCCCCAUCACAGAUAAGGAGGAGAUGGAAUCCUCCGGAAUCUCCUGAUCUCAAGAUCAAUUGCUAUGGUUCUUUCAACAAGAAGACAAACAAGGCACCAGUUGGGGUUGUACAGUGA
This is a messenger RNA of Ilex paraguariensis (yerba mate), 367 nucleotides long. The record is from the annotation of a GenBank genome assembly. Lineage: Eukaryota; Viridiplantae; Streptophyta; Magnoliopsida; Aquifoliales; Aquifoliaceae.